UUCAACUGCAAGCAAGGUGCAAAGCAAAGGAGAUGCUCGUGGCUACUUUUUGCAGUCCAGGUUUGCAUGCUUGGAAGUCUUUUUUGUGCGUACCACCACCAACUUUGGGCGGUUCAUCAGAGCCACUUGUAUCGCUCCUUCAUUCAUUCUUGUUGUCUCCUGGGCAUUACCGCGGAAGCCAAAGCUAUCGGACGGAGUAGGUUUCUUACUAGACAGCUAGAUAGAACAAUAGAGCUUCCAAUCUUUCUGGUUGUCUCUCCAUUGAAACUAGUCUUCUAUCGACAAUACUCCUCCAAGACUUUUUCCUUUUUUAGGCGAACGCAAACAAUCCACUCGAGUAAAGCUAAUAGCAAAGAUGGAUCAAAAAGAAGAGCCAGAAACUAAUGGUCCGCAACAACAAGACAGUCUGAGCGAUGCCUUGAAUGGUGCGAGCAACAUGCUGGAGCGUCUCUGGAAGUCGCAUCCAUGGCAAUCCGACGUCCCGGUGGAAAAGAAACCCUCCUUGGGACCUCCUCCUUCGACAGGUACUACCAAAGGGGCUAGUACUAUGAGCAUGAAUAUGAAUAGCAUGUGGAGUCAUCCUUGGAAAUCGACUACUACUAGUACUAGUACUACCGCCGCCGUCAAGUCACCCGAAAAGCCAUCUGAUUUGUCCGACGAAAUCUCCUUGGGAGAAGACGUAAUACUUCACAAGCAAAAGCAGCAAGAGGAAGAGGAAGAACGAGAACGAUUGGAAAAGCAACAAAUGGAAGAUGCCGCAAAGAAAGAUGAAGAACAAGCAGAGAGUCAACGAGUGACUUUCAAAGCAGAAAAGGCAGAAGCAGUCGAAUCAGUAGAAGCACCAGUUCCACCAAAGGAGGAAGAAGUCGCCACAGACUCCACUACGUCUUCUGCUGCUACUACUGCUACUACAACUUCCACCAGUCGACCUCCUACUGCACAAACAGUACAACAACAACCAUCACUCGAUUUGCUCGACAUUGAUUUUGACAAUCCCGAAGAUGCAGGCGCUCUCAAAGAAGCCAUUGGAGAAGAAGUUUUGGGCUUGUGGGAAUCUCAAGGACUCUACCAAGACUUGCCGGAAAUUCGACAAGAAAUCUUGAUAUCCGUCGUCGAAACCAAAUUCAAUGCCUUGAAAGAAGAACAGAAACAACAACGAGAGAAUCCUCCGGCAGUCAUGUUGGGGCAAUCGUUGAGCGAGUUAAAUGCCAUUGCCGAAGAAGGAGAAGAAGAUGAAGAAGAAACCGACGAAGAUACUAUUCCGCCACUAGCACCACUUCCACGACAGGACAAACUACAACCACCACUGGCACAACAACCCGUCAGUCAAGACGAACCACACCAGCAACCACCAUUAUUGGUACAACCCGUCAUUAGUCGAGACGACUCUGCUGGACCCAACACGGCUCUCAACGAUGACGAAAUUGCCGAACGAGCUUCUCUGGUCGUCGAAGAACUAGAAGGUCGACUCGCCAUGGUCGACACCAGUGAACAUGCCUUUAUUGAAGCCGAAGGAAGACUCGGAAAAUUGCCACCGCAAGAUGUCAAAAUCAAGGACAUUCAUGCCUUUAACAAGUACAAGUUACACGAUGCCGUCGAACGCCGCGUCUCACUCAUCUUUACCGGCGAUCAUCACAUUGUCGAACGAGAAAAAAAUUCAUCCGAAGAACUGCUGCUGCGACAAAAUUCCAUGCCCGAGAAUGACAUUAGUGAAGAUCUCAAAAAGGAACAUGCCGGUCUGUCACGACAAGCGUCCAUGCCGGCAUUGUUGCCAUCGUCCGACAACAACGAUGCACCCAACAAUGUGGCCGAGUUUAAACAACGUCUGAGCACGAGUUUCUCGGCCUUUGAUGCCUUUGUUAUGACCAAGCAAGAACAAGAACGAAAUGGACUGAUGCCGGUCGUGUCCGAUGACGAAUGGACCGAAUACGAAGAAGUGGUAGAAGAGGUUGUCGACGAAGAGGAAGAUAUCAAGGAGGAUUUGAAAGCUUUGGCCGAAGAUAUGGACGCCACUCUGAAACAAUUCAAUUCGGCCUAUUUGCCGCCACGGUCCGGUGGCAUGGCAGCUGCGGCAGCCACCAUGGGCAAGGUAGCCGAUGAGGAUGACGCCAUUGAAGAAUACACCGUCAUGGAAGAAACGGUCGUGGAUGAUUCCGAGAUUGAUGUCGACGAAAUUAGUGAAAAGCUCAUGCGCGAUGCCAGCAACAAAUCAGAAGCUGGUUCCACUGACGCCGCCAAGGGCACCCCGCCACGAAACAAGGUAUCCAGAACAGUCUCCAAAGACACGAGUUACAUGGAAGUCACCGUCAUGGACGAUACGGGUCACACGCAUCGCCAAUCCAUGGUGAGUAAGAGCGGUGUCCUGGACCCCUACAACAACAACAACGGCCAUCGACACUCUACUCGUAGUAGUGGUUUGGGUGCUGCCAUGGAGGCCUCCUUUCCCACGAUUACCACACAGGAUUUGGAUGACGAUGAUAUUACGCAGCUUACAUUCGAUCAUACCGUAGAUGGUGCUGCCAGCAUGACUCAGGAUCAUCUCAUUGCGAGUGCCUACCUCAACCGAGACAACAAAAACAGCAACAACAACAACAAUGCCAGCAGCAGAAGCAACAGGUCAAGACCUUCUCUUGCCAGUGGAAAGACCAGUCCUACUUCCAAGAGCAGGGUACCAGCUUCACCAGGCAGACAGUCUGCUGUCGAUAGCCAAUACACUGAUCCCACAGGAACAACAAUGCCAAUGGACGAGUCUUCCAUGUCACAGCGUCAUGGCGAGGCGUCGAUUGCCUCAUCCACUGCUGGUUCCUCCAAGGGAGCAGCGCUCAACAAGGCCGUUGCCAAGAUUCUUCGAGUAGACAUCUGGAGUCCCAAGGCCAGCCUUGUUUCUUCUGCUUUGGAACGAUUGUGUCAAGCGGCCAACCAUGGGUCAGCGCAGCGAAAAAACAUUGCUCGACUGGGUGGUGUCAUGGCGAUUGUUCGGGCCAUGCAAAUGCAUCCUACCAACGUGGCCAUUCAAGUGAAUGCAUGCGAAGCACUGGAACAUUUGUCCGUAGACCCAGACACUCAGGCCGCGACGACCGAAGUGGGGGGCAUGGCUGCCAUUGUACAGGCAAUGCAACGGCAUCCAGACAACCAACAGGUCCAAACCGCGGCCUGCAAGGCGUUGGCUCCCAUCACUGCUCCGAACAAGCACCACGGUCCUGCGAUAACAGGCAUGUCCGACUCUGAUGAUGAGGACGACGAGCCCAAUGACGGCGUCGUCAAGACGCUUGUGACAGCGAUGAACUCACAUCCGAAGGACACCGUUAUCCAGGCCAAGGCAUUUGGGGCGUUGGCCAACCUGUGCACGGACAACCAAGAACGGCUGCAAGAGCUGUCCGAAUGUGGAGGUCUCACUGCCAUGACCUUGGCUCUGCAACGGCCCUGGAAGUGCAAGACGGAUCAACACGAAGCAAUCUCGACACUAUCCAUCCUGUUGCGAUCACUAGCCGAACUGGACAAUUCUCAACAUUCCUGCUAAAUGUCGCAGUUAGAUACUUUUCUCUUAGUCUCCAUCAACACCUACCACCAAAUUACACAAUCAAUGAAGUGAUACAGCAAGGUCUCACUGCCAUGACCUUGGCUCUGCAACGGCCCUGGAAGUGCAAGACGGAUCAACACGAAGCAAUCUCGACACUAUCCAUCCUGUUGCGAUCUCUAGCCGAACUGGACAAUUCUCAACAUUCCUGCUAGAUGUCGCAGUUAGAUACUUUUCUCUCAGUCUCCAUCAACACCUAAACUACACAAUCAAUGAAGUGAUACAGCAAGCU
Messenger RNA from Seminavis robusta, 3809 nucleotides. Lineage: Eukaryota; Bacillariophyta; Bacillariophyceae; Naviculales; Naviculaceae. The record is from the annotation of a GenBank genome assembly.